Messenger RNA from Eublepharis macularius, 4827 nucleotides. Its product is annotated as zinc finger protein 420-like. The transcript has 4 exons. Bases 1 to 2973 code for a protein of 990 amino acids. Gene Ontology annotation, molecular function: RNA polymerase II cis-regulatory region sequence-specific DNA binding; DNA-binding transcription factor activity, RNA polymerase II-specific. The record is from RefSeq and is a predicted model, not a curated record. Gene Ontology annotation, biological process: regulation of transcription by RNA polymerase II. Gene Ontology annotation, cellular component: nucleus. NCBI's taxonomy places the organism in Eukaryota, Metazoa, Chordata, Lepidosauria, Squamata, Eublepharidae.
AUGCAGCCAGUUGAGGGUGUCGUGUCUUUUGAAGAGGUGGCUGUGCGUUUCACCCGGAGGGAGUGGAUCCUGCUGCGCCCAGCCCAGAGGGCUCUCUACAAGGAGGUCAUGCUGGAGAAUUUUGGGAACGUGGCCUCUCUGGGAAUUCAGGUUGCCAAACCUGACCUCAUAUCCUGGCUGGAAGAGGAGGAAGAGCUGUUUCUCCUAAUCUCUGAUGAAGAAGAUGGAUUAGCAGGAGAAGAUUUGUGGGAGUCAGAAAAUAAAACAAAAGAACUUCCAUUGAUGGGGAAAGAAGAUAUAUAUCCAGAUGUGAAAGAAAACACUGAAUAUUAUAGUGCACGGAGGAAGGAGGAAGGAAAAGACCCACCAAGGAAAAGUUCUUGUCUUGUACAAAGUGAUGUCACUCAUGAAGUUUCACGACUACAAAAAAUAUUGAAAGGAGAAAAUAGGAAUGAGCAAACAGAAAGAAAGGAAAAUGUUCUUGAAAAAUCAGAAAAUAAUAUUCUCUGGAAAACCCAUAAAGGAAAGAACUUAUAUAAAUGCCUGGAGUAUGGAAAAGUAUUUCAGCAGACAGAUAAAUGUACUUCCUAUAAAAGAAUUCAUACAAGGAAGAAGCAGUAUAAAUGUCUGGCAUGUGGGAAAAGCUUUGGUCAGAGUACACACCUUAUUUGCCAUCAAAGGAUUCACACAGGGGAGAAACCAUAUGAAUGUCAGGAGUGUGGAAAGAGGUUCAUUCACAAUGGAAGCCUUACUUCUCAUCAAAGAAUUCACUCAGGUGAGAAACCAUUUGAAUGCCUUGAGUGUGGAAAAAGAUUUAGUCAAAGUGCGAACCUUACUUCUCAUCAAAGAACUCAUACAGGGGUGAAACCGUAUAAAUGCCUGGAAUGUGGAAGAAGUUUCAGUAAGAGUGAUCAACUUACUAUCCAUCAGCGAAUUCACACAGGGGAGAAACCAUAUAAAUGCCAAGAAUGUGGAAAAAGCUUCUCUGAGAGUGGAAAACUUACUGUUCAUCAAAGAAUUCACACAGGGGAGAAACCCUAUGAAUGCCAGGAGUGUGGAAAGAGGUUCAUUCAUAGUGGAAGCCUUACUUCUCAUCAAAGAAUUCACACAGGGGAGAAACCAUAUGAAUGCUUGGAGUGUGGAAAAAGAUUUAGUCAAAGUGCGAACCUUACUUCUCAUCAAAGAACUCAUACAGGGGUGAAACCGUACAAAUGCCUGGAAUGUGGAAGAAGCUUCAGUAAGCAUGAUAAACUUACUGUGCAUCAACGAAUUCACACAGGGGAGAAACCCUAUGAAUGCCAGGAGUGUGGAAAAGGCUUCUCUAAGAAUGAAAAACUUACUGUCCAUCAAAGAAUUCACACAGGGGAGAAACCCUAUGAAUGCCAGGAGUGUGGAAAGAGAUUCAUUCACAGUGGAAGCCUUACUUCUCAUCAAAGAAUUCACACAGGGGAGAAACCAUAUGAAUGCUUGGAGUGCGGAAAAAGAUUUAUUCAAAGUGCACACCUGACUUCUCAUCAAAGAACUCACACAGGGGUGAAACCGUAUAAAUGCCUCGAAUGUGGAAGAAGCUUCAGUAAACAUGAUAAACUAAUUGUUCAUCAAAGAAUUCACACAGGGGAGAAACCGUAUAAAUGCCAGGAAUGUGGAAAAAGCUUCUCUGAGAGUGGAAAACUUACUAUCCAUCAAAGAAUUCACACAGGAGAGAAACCAUAUAUGUGCCUGGAGUGUGGAAAGAGGUUCAUUGACAGUGGAAGCCUUACUUCUCAUCAAAGAAUUCACACAGGGGAGAAACCAUAUGAAUGCCUGGAGUGUGGAAAAAGAUUCAGUCAAAGGACAAACCUUACUUCUCAUCAAAGAACUCACACAGUGGUGAGACCAUAUAAAUGUCUGGAAUGUGGAAGAAGCUUCAUUAAGAGUUAUCAACUUACUGUCCAUCAAAGAAUUCACACAGGGGAGAAACCAUACAAAUGCCAGGAGUGUGGAAAGAGUUUUAUACAUAGUGGAAGCCUCACUUCUCAUCAAAGAAUUCACACAGGAGAUAAAUCAUAUACAUGCCAGGAGUGUGGAAAGAGUUUUAUUCACAGUGGAAGCCUUACUUCUCAUCGAAGAAUUCAUACAGGGGAGAAACCAUAUGAAUGUCUGGAGUGUGGAAAGAGAUUUAUUCAAAGUGCACACCUUUCUUCUCAUCAAAGAACUCACACAGAGGUGAAACCGUAUAAAUGCCUGGAAUGUGGAAGAAGCUUCAGUAAGAGUGAUCAACUUACUAUCCAUCAAAGAAUACACAAAGGGGAGAAACCAUAUAAAUGCCAGGAAUGUGGAAAAAGCUUCUCUAAAAGUGGAAAACUUACUGUCCAUCAAAGAAUUCACACAGGAGAGAAACCUUAUUCAUGCUACCAGUGUGGAAUGGGAUUCAUUCACAGUGGAAGCCUUACUUCACAUCAAAGAAUUCACACAGGAGAGAAACCAUAUGAAUGCCUGGAGUGUGGAAAAAGAUUUAGUCAAAGUACACACCUAAGGUCUCAUCAAAGAACUCACACAGGACUGAAACCAUAUAAAUGCCUUGAAUGUGGAAGAAGCUUUAGUAAGAGUGAUCAACUUACUGUGCAUGAACGAAUUCACACAGGGGAGAAACCAUAUAAAUGCCAGGAAUGUGGAAAAAGCUUCUCUGAGAGUAGAAAACUUAUUGUCCAUCAGAGAAUUCACACAGGGGAGAAACCAUAUUCAUGCCAGGAGUGUGGAAAGAGGUUCAUUCACAAUGGAAGCCUUACUUCUCAUAAAAGAAUUCAUACAGGGGAGAAACCAUAUGAAUGUCUGGAGUGUGGAAAGAGAUUUAUUCAAAGUGCACACCUUACUUCUCAUCAAAGAAUUCACAUAGGGGUGAAAUCGUAUAAAUACCUGGCAUGUGAAAGAAGCUUCAGUAACAGUGAUAAACUUAUUGUCCAUCAAAGAAUUCACACAGGGGAGAAGCCAUAGAAAUGACAGGAGUGUUGGAAAAGAUUUAGUUGAAGUGCACACCUUACUUCUCAUCAAAGAACUCACACAGGGGUGAAACGGUAUAAAUGCCUGGAAUGUGGAAGAGGCUUCAGUAAGAGUGAAAAGCUUCCUAUCCAUCAACAAAUUCGCACAGGUGAGAAGAAAUAUAAACGGCUGGAGUGUGGAAAAAACUUCAAUCAGAGUGGAAACUUUAAUUCCCAUCAAAGAAUUCACAUACAUGCUAGGAGUGUGGUGAAAGCUUCAGUCAAAGUGGAAUUCUUGCUGUAUUCAAAAUGGAGAUUUUAUAAGGAUUUAUACAGGGAGCUUCCGAGGAAAAUGGCAAACUGAACAGGAGCAUUUUUAAAAGUUCCAGACUCAUCUUGGUGUAAGGCAUACUCAUACCAGGAUUGAGAUAAUUCAUGCUCCAAUCUUUGCCGAGUUCCCUAAGGGGGAGCUCUCACUGAUAGCUCUAACUGAUAGGUGAAUCCAUGGGGUGUAGGGAGGGGGACCUGAUCUAUUCAGACUCCUCCUGGGGUUUGAUAACACCAAAGUCAGUGGAGAAUAAAGAGCUUUUGCCGGGAAAGGUUGACUCCCCCCACUUCCAUUUAUUUUUUCUUUUUUCUUUUUCCUUUUCUCUUUUUCAUAAUUAUGUAAUGUUUUGGCUCAUUCCUAAGAUCCCGCUAGGAAUUAUAACUUACCUUGGUGGACUGGUAGAUUCCCAGAAGUGUUUAAUUUCACCAGUAAGAGAAUUUCUGAAAAGUACAGAGAACUAACUAACGAGAUUUAUGACAGUGCAGAUAUAAACUAUUGAACUGUGCCUAAUUUAACUACUACUUUCAAGAAAGCUCUCAAACAGAGCAGAAAUAUCAGAAGCAGAUGAAAUAAUCUGUAUUCUUCCCUUUUAGAAAAAUUUUAUCUCAGUGCACAAAUCUGUGGAUUAUCCUACCUGUGGACUAACAAUUGGUUCCAAAUUCAGGUUCCAAAUUCAGAUUUAUUACGGUCAAAUGACCAGAUCACAUAUACAAACCAUAGUUCUUAUCUACAUAAAAAGAGAGAAAAGAUUUAGUUAAAACUGUUAUCAUACUCUGCAGAUAAAUCCUAAAAAAUAAAACUAUCUUCAGUCUCUCCUUUUGUUAAAAACUUCCGCUUGUUUAUGACCAAAAACCAAUUAUUUUGUUACUGCAAAAUUUUGCUACUGCAAUAUUUUGCUACUGGAAGUCUUCCAACAAAUAUUUCAGCAGUACAGAAUCUACAAAUUUCAAAUAAUUAUCCAAAGAUUUAAACUAGGAGAGUAAUGGAUAUAUUAACUGCUGUCUCUCUUCGGAAUACAACUUACAAUGUAUGAGAAUAUGAGCAACGGUUUCAACUUUCUCCUCUGGGCAUAUCCAACAUCUUUGAUGGAUAAGCCUACGAAGAAACCUUCCCCGCAACACAUUAGAAUUAGAAGAGAAGGCAUAGAAACGAGCUCUAGAAAAGGCCCAUCUGUACUUUUGGUGCAUAAUGUUAGAGAGAUAUGGGGCUGCUGCAAAUCCAGACCAUGAUUUAAGACUACUAUACAUACCAGGUAAGAGUGCUCCAUCAGUUUGGACCUCUAUGUCAAUCAAACAUUGUUUAACCAUAGAUCUGGCUGUACUUAGACCCAUUUCCAAAAGAUUUUCCGUGGAUAUCCCAAUUGUUCUCAAUUUAUCCAUUAUUCUAAUAGACCCAUCAGGGUAUGGAGAGGAAUUGUCGAAGGCUUUCACGGCCGGAGAACGAUGGUUGUUGUGGGUUUUCCGGGCUGUAUUGCCAUGGUCUUGGCAUUGUAGUUCCUGACGUUUCGCCAGCAGCUGUGGCUGGCAUCUUCAGAGGUGUAGC